Staurois parvus is the source of this 321-nucleotide messenger RNA. NCBI's taxonomy places the organism in Eukaryota, Metazoa, Chordata, Amphibia, Anura, Ranidae. The record is from the annotation of a GenBank genome assembly.
UCCACCUGUGCCACUCCAGUGUCACACACUGUGCCCAGAAGUGCCACCUACCUGUGCCCAGCAGUGCCACCCACCUGUGCCCCAGUGCCCACCAGUGCACCCACCUGUGCCCACCAGUGCCACCCACCAGUGCUGCCCACCAGUGCCACUCACCAGUGCAGCCCAGCAGUGCUGCCAGUCAGUGCCACCAGUCAGUGCCCAGCGGUUGUGCCAGUCAGUGCCGCCAUCAGUGCCGUCUAUCAGUACCCAUCAUCAGUGUCACCUAUCAGUGCCGCCUAUCAGUGCUGCAUAUUAGUGCCGCCUAUCCGUGACACCUCAUUA